Molecule: messenger RNA, 1722 nt
Organism: Baudoinia panamericana UAMH 10762
Lineage: Eukaryota; Fungi; Ascomycota; Dothideomycetes; Mycosphaerellales; Teratosphaeriaceae
Exons: 1
Coding region: 220-1485 (421 amino acids)
Biological process (GO): proteasome-mediated ubiquitin-dependent protein catabolic process
Cellular component (GO): proteasome regulatory particle, base subcomplex
Molecular function (GO): ATP binding; ATP hydrolysis activity; proteasome-activating activity
Source: RefSeq, a predicted model, not a curated record
UCAUGCAGCCAGCCGUUAGCGGCCGUGCUUCGAAACCAAUCGUAGAUCGGAAAGUCUGUAAGCCUCAGGCCUCGCGUCUCCGUCACGUUCACCAGCGUCAGCUUCGUGGAUUCAGUUGCCAUCACACAACCAUCUCGCCGUCCCUCUUGCCGACAGCACGACCCAAGCCUCCACCAGCACCGUGAACACUUCCUAGGCACACAGAUAUCAGGACACAACAUGGCCACCGCUGAUACUCUUAACCCUGCCCACACUCAAGCGCCCCAUCAUCGAAUCGGCCAACAUACACCCUCACACACUGUCGACAACCUCGAGCCAUCAGCCGAGGAGGACGACCAGUACUCCACAUACAAGAAACUUCAACGACAGCUUGAGUACAUCAAGCUACAAGAAGAGUACAUUAAGGAUGAGCAACGAUCUCUCAAGCGCGAGCUUGUCCGGGCUCAGGAGGAAAUCAAGCGGAUACAGUCCGUGCCGCUCGUAAUUGGACAAUUCAUGGAAGCCAUAGACAACAACACCGGCAUCGUACAAUCGAGCACAGGGAGCAACUAUGUAGUGCGAAUACUAAGCACGCUGGACCGGGAAUUGCUCAAGCCGAGCAGCACAGUGGCGUUACAUCGACACAGCAACAGCCUUGUCGACAUCCUCCCUCCCGAGGCGGAUAGCAGUAUCGCCAUGCUAGGCGCAGAUGAGAAGCCAGACGUCACGUACGCGGAUGUCGGAGGCCUGGACAUGCAGAAGCAGGAGAUCCGGGAAGCCGUUGAGCUCCCACUCACGCAAUUCGACCUCUACAAACAGAUCGGCAUCGACCCUCCUCGAGGUGUACUGCUUUACGGACCACCCGGAACGGGCAAGACCAUGCUGGUGAAGGCGGUUGCAAAUAGCACAACGGCCUCCUUCAUCCGCGUCGUGGGCUCGGAGUUCGUGCAGAAAUACCUCGGAGAAGGGCCGCGCAUGGUCCGUGACGUCUUCCGAAUGGCGCGCGAGAAUAGUCCAGCGAUUAUCUUCAUCGACGAGAUCGAUGCUAUUGCAACGAAACGCUUCGACGCGCAGACAGGUGCGGACAGAGAAGUGCAGCGUAUCCUGCUCGAGUUGUUGAAUCAGAUGGAUGGUUUUAAUCAGACGUCCAAUGUGAAGGUCAUAAUGGCCACGAAUCGCGCGGACACGCUCGAUCCUGCUUUGCUGCGUCCGGGACGGCUAGAUCGUAAGAUCGAGUUCCCCAACUUACGCGAUAGGCGCGAGCGGCGACUCAUCUUCACCACCAUCGCGGCGAAGAUGAGUCUGGCUCCGGAAGUUGAUUUGGACUCGCUCAUCGUGCGCAAUGAUCCGCUGUCUGGUGCGACUAUCGCAGCUAUCAUGCAGGAGGCUGGGUUGAGAGCGGUGAGGAAGAAUCGGUACAACAUCAUUCAGCAGGAUUUGGAGGACGCGUAUACCAGCCAGGUUAAGGGCGCGAGUGAGGCGGACAAGUUUGACUUUUACAAGUAGACUAAAGGCGCGGCUUGUGACGCAUUGAGCGUUGUACACUAGAUGGCAUGUUUGCCGGACGCAUAUAGCAACGUGCUUGUUGCACGGGCUGUUGUAGACUUAGUAUUGCAUAGCGAGGCCUUACCGAAGGCUGCCCUUCCGCUUAACUUACAUUUCGAGGCUUCCUUCCAGUGCUGUUCGCAUAUUUCGCAUACAGUUCAGGUUUGUCUCCAGUAGAGCGCGUUUGAAGAACACCCG